Messenger RNA from Eremothecium gossypii ATCC 10895, 1029 nucleotides. It is a transcript of the gene AIR1, whose product is annotated as TRAMP complex RNA-binding subunit. Gene Ontology annotation, molecular function: zinc ion binding; nucleic acid binding. The record is from RefSeq and is marked provisional. NCBI's taxonomy places the organism in Eukaryota, Fungi, Ascomycota, Saccharomycetes, Saccharomycetales, Saccharomycetaceae. The coding region runs from base 1 to 1029 and encodes 342 amino acids. The transcript has a single exon. Gene Ontology annotation, biological process: polyadenylation-dependent RNA catabolic process.
AUGAGCGCGCUUUCUGAGGUCGAAACACAUGAUGGGCUGACGUUUAUGCAAGGGCGGCUGCUGUCGCGGCAGGAUGAUAAGCAAGUUGCGCCGUCCAUAGACGAUGUCGACAACGACCCCGAGCUGCUCCGUAACCUGCGGGGCCAGGGUCGGUACUUCGGGGUGGAAGACGACGCGGACGCGAUCCACGAGGCCGAAGCCAAGUGUAAGAACUGCUCGCAGCGGGGACACAUCAAGAAGAACUGCCCGCACGUGAUAUGUUCGUACUGUGGGCUGAUGGAUGACCACUACUCGCAGCAUUGCCCGCGCACGAUGCGCUGUUCGCACUGUAACGACAGCGGGCACUACCGGCAGAACUGCCCACAGAAGUGGAAACGCAUCUAUUGCACGCUGUGCAACAGCAAGAAGCACUCGAGGGACAGGUGUCCGAGCGUCUGGCGCAGCUACUGCCUGCGCGGCGCGAAAGAGAAGCGUGUCCUGGCAUCACACAAGAUAUUCUGCUACAACUGCGCGGGCAAAGGCCACUUUGGCGAUGACUGCCCGCAAGCACGGUCCUCGCGCGUCCCAAACGACGACGGCAGUGCCUUUUCUGGCGACAACCUAGCCGGCGAGCUGCGCGCAGAUUACUUCACAAACCUCACAAAGUGGCACCAGGAGGCGCGCGAGGCGCUGGACGAACAGGUAGAUGACUACAACAUCAACUACGACGACUACGAAAUCGACGAGGCCCAGUACUCAAAUAGCGCGGGCCGUAAGAGUAAGAAGCGUAAGCGCAACCCGAGAAACUCACAGGCAUCUGCUGCGCCACAGCGGGCUAGCCUGCCGGCACCAGUAUCAAAGGGCCGCACGCUAAACCCCCCUGAGGGCCGCAGGCAUCCGCUGGAUUUCCCUCGCAAUGGUCCACGCGGCGAAAAAAGAAUAGCGGGCUCGCGCUAUGGCUCGCCAGCCCCGUACCAUAGCGACGCUGUGCACAAACCCUACAAUCCUUACCAACCGUUCCGCAGCGGCACGUUGUCGAGGAGAAGGUAA